AUGGGGGGCUGUGCGAGCAGCAAGCUCACGGCGGGCACGCAAGAGGAGUUGAUCGCACCAAUCACAGCACAUGCUGGGGCUGCUCGGACGGGUGGUGGAGGCGGUGGCGGCGGCGGUGGGGGUGGCGGCGGUGGUGGUGGCCUGGAUGGGAGUGGCGGCCUGGAGGGCAGCGGCGCUGCGCGCAGGGCGCCCGCGUCGCCCGCGGCUGGCGAGCAGCCCGUAACUUCCAAGCAAGUCCUGGCGCGCAACAGCGGCACGCGCUCGCGGCGGCUGUCCUUCGUCACAAACGAGAAGGAUGUGAUGGCCAACAUGGGCAGCGGGCUCGAGGAAGACCCCUGCGGCGCCGACGGGGACGCGGCCGAGGCCGCUCACGCCCCGCCCCCAUGCGGCGCGCAUGCGGCGCCGCGCUCGCAGCGCGCCGUGGGCAUGUCCGUCGCUUGCAUGAGCCGCGCAGGCUGCGAGCCCGCCUACAAGAAGACCAAUCAGGACAGCUGCUUUGCGUUUGAGAAGUUUGUCAGUGAGGAGGAGAGCCUCUUUGGCACCAUGGACGGCCACGGGCCCCAGGGCCACCUGGUGUCUGCAUUCGUGAAGCAAAACCUGCCCGUCCUCCUGGCCAACCGCCUCGCGUCCGGCGCGCCCCCGCCGCGCGCCCUGGCGGAGGGCUUCCUGGAGGUUGACGCGCGGCUGGGGGCCAGCCGCGUCGACGUGGAGUUCAGCGGCUCAACAUGCGUGGUCGCACACGUUCGGGGCUUCCAGCUGACCACGGCCUGGGUGGGCGACUCGCGCUGCGUGCUGGGCCGCGCGGCGCCGUCUGGCGGGCGCCUGGAGGCGGUGGAGCUGACCGCGGACCACAAGCCCACCAACCCGCGGGAGAAGGAGCGCAUCCUGCGCAGCCAGGGGCGCGUGGAGAGGCUGGUGGACGAGGCGGGCGCGCCAGUGGGCCCCUUCCGCGUGUGGCUGCAGUACGCCUGGGUGCCCGGCCUGGCCAUGAGCCGCGCGCUGGGGGACCAGCUGGCGCACCAGGUGGGGGUGUCGUCUGAGCCAGAGUGCUGCGAGCUGACGCUGACACCUCGUGACGUGUUCAUCGUGCUGGCCUCGGACGGCGUGUGGGAAUUUGUCAGCAGCCAGGAGGCGGUGGACAUUGUGGGCCGCCACGAGAGCACAGAGGAGGCGUGCCGCGCG
This is a messenger RNA of Monoraphidium neglectum, 1182 nucleotides long. RefSeq lists its product as hypothetical. The annotation marks the transcript as partial. Gene Ontology annotation, biological process: protein dephosphorylation. The record is from RefSeq and is a predicted model, not a curated record. Lineage: Eukaryota; Viridiplantae; Chlorophyta; Chlorophyceae; Sphaeropleales; Selenastraceae. The transcript has 8 exons. Gene Ontology annotation, molecular function: protein serine/threonine phosphatase activity.